CUUCAUCUGUAUGGCUCUCAAGAUCUGGUAAUCAGACGUUUGUGAAUGGUACAAAUGUUGAAAUAUUUUGCCAAGCAAACGGCGGUAAUCCGCUUGCUACACUGACUUGGCAUUGUGACGGAUUACAGUUUGAAGAAUCGAAUUGGACUCAUCGUGAUGUAGUAGUGUCCUCGUUGUCGUUUAUGGUAGACGAAAAAUUUGACAGGCGACAGUGUAUUUGUACUGCUGAACAUCAGGCCAGUCCAGAAGGACAUUUUGGCAAAGUGGCCAUCUUGUUUGAUAUUCUCUACAAACCAACCAUCACACUGGAUCAAUCUGUAGCCACCAUCCGUGAAGGUGAAAGUUUCAACAGAACGUGUUCUGCUCAAGGUAAUCCCAAACCGAUUAUACACUGGUACCAUGGCCGCAGACAUUUAACGACAACUGAGAACUUACAGUUCAAGAAUAUUGACAGAACCAAUGCGGGAGAAUAUGCAUGUAUUGCUUUGGCAAUAUCUCACGACAUUUCACUGCAAUCUACGAAAUCUUUCAACAUAGCAGUUCAGUGUGAGUAAAGCAAUUUUAUUUUAUUCUGUCUGGAUACAAGUAUCUGUUUUAUCUUCGUUAUAAAGGUAUACCGUUGAAACAGUUCCAAACUUUCAAAAGGACAAUAUAUGAGAUAUGAGAGCGGCAUUUUUCAAUGUGUGCAUGGUGGAAACAUGACAGUAAACUGCAUGGGUCAGCUUUGCUCAUAUUUGAUUUUAGGUACA
Messenger RNA from Pecten maximus, 749 nucleotides. Its product is annotated as cell adhesion molecule 4-like. The record is from RefSeq and is a predicted model, not a curated record. NCBI's taxonomy places the organism in Eukaryota, Metazoa, Mollusca, Bivalvia, Pectinida, Pectinidae. Gene Ontology annotation, molecular function: cell adhesion molecule binding. The transcript has 2 exons. Gene Ontology annotation, cellular component: cell-cell junction. Gene Ontology annotation, biological process: cell-cell adhesion. Bases 183 to 554 code for a protein of 123 amino acids.